Fomitopsis serialis is the source of this 723-nucleotide messenger RNA. RefSeq names its product calmodulin 1. The transcript is spliced from 5 exons. The record is from RefSeq and is a predicted model, not a curated record. The coding region runs from base 213 to 551 and encodes 112 amino acids. Lineage: Eukaryota; Fungi; Basidiomycota; Agaricomycetes; Polyporales; Fomitopsidaceae. Gene Ontology annotation, molecular function: calcium ion binding.
GGCUCACCUCACUUCUACGAGCUACUGUACCUCUACCGUCUCGCUUUCAUGUUUAACUCUGCACGAACGCAACGGCGGAGGCUCGGGUACGCAUUUCAGGAAUGAUUUCAACCAGACCCACCCUCUCGUCAACGAUUAUGUCGGACCGCGCGUUGACGAGCGUGUCGUGGCUCAUCGACCAAUAGAGGUGUGUCAGUGGGUUCGUCAAAACGAUGCGCUCGCUUGGGCGGAACCCGACGGAGGCGGAGCUGCAAGACAUGAUCAACGAAAAUCGACACGGACAGCCCGAAUGGCACGACUUCCCCGAGUCCUUCGCGAUGAUGGGGCGUAAGACGCGCAACACGGACAGCCAGGAGGAGAUCAAGGAAGUGUUAAGGGUCUUCGAUCAGGACGGCAGCGGCUACAUCUCUGCUGCAGAGCUCAGGCGUGUUAUAACCAACCGCGGCGAGAAGCUGUCGGACAACGAGGUCGACGAGAUGAUUUGCGAGGUGGAUGUCGAUGGUGAUGGUUACAAUGUUCGUGAAGAUGAUGCUCUCUGCAUCGACGUGUAGUACAACUAGCCUAUCCCCGUUAACUAUUUGCGAGCCCCACAGUAUCGUACAUCCGCAACUUGCAAUGACAGAGACUAUAUAUAUGCUCUAGUUGUCUUUCUGCAUUUCCCGAAUGCCCCGCCUUUUGUAUUGUCGUGCAGUGCGACAUAUGCAGCGCAUAUGUCAUGGUGCG